AUGAAGAAUUCCGGAGAAAAGAUUGAGAUAACAAACCGGGACGUUAAACGUCUGAGGUCGUUUACAGCUAAAAGCCCUUUACAAGGAUUGAACCUGAUCGAGAAGUUGAUAGGGAUGGCGAUGGUGGGCGUGUUAGUGGGCGGGUUUACUGGUCUCCUUGUGUUGUUCCUCAACAUGAUCAACGCCAAAAAAUAG
This is a messenger RNA of Phytophthora nicotianae INRA-310, 195 nucleotides long. RefSeq lists its product as hypothetical. The record is from RefSeq and is a predicted model, not a curated record. Lineage: Eukaryota; Oomycota; Peronosporomycetes; Peronosporales; Peronosporaceae. The transcript has a single exon. Bases 1 to 195 code for a protein of 64 amino acids.